Eleginops maclovinus (Patagonian blennie) is the source of this 5514-nucleotide messenger RNA. RefSeq names its product adaptor related protein complex 2 subunit alpha 1 (gene ap2a1). The record is from RefSeq and is a predicted model, not a curated record. The transcript has 22 exons. Gene Ontology annotation, biological process: intracellular protein transport; clathrin-dependent endocytosis. Bases 833 to 3784 code for a protein of 983 amino acids. Gene Ontology annotation, cellular component: membrane coat; AP-2 adaptor complex. Gene Ontology annotation, molecular function: clathrin-cargo adaptor activity. NCBI's taxonomy places the organism in Eukaryota, Metazoa, Chordata, Actinopteri, Perciformes, Eleginopidae.
AUCCCAGUGCCACCAAACUGGACCAAUCAGCCCCAGGCUGCACGAACUCUCACACUGUAGAGAGAGAGGCGUACGCGUGCACGGACUGCGUGGCGCGGUCACGCGAUCGGAUCUGCUGUCACGAGCCUUAUCCAAGCCGCGGAGUGGAGGCUGGAGAAUUAGAACGGACAUCAAUUAUACAGCACAUUUCAGUUAUCACAUUUAGAGUGUGGUUAAGAGAGCCGGGCUUUAAUUUUGUAUUGCAAGUUGGCACUUGAGAACGUCUAUGUAGUUAUCCCGGACAACCGGUGAUGUAUCCCAGUAUUUGAAUGAUAUUGCUAGACAGCUAGCUAGCUGUUAGGCUAGCUAUACGGCGCUUGACUUCGAACUAACUCAACGUUAUAUUCUGUGACGUUUUUCUAUUAACACAUCUGACUGCAUUUAUCUGAGAGACACCCAAGUAGUUGGUGGUUUUAACGUUGGUGAAUCGUUACAGUACGUGCUAUAUGCGUCGCCUCUAAUCCUAUCUAGGUAAGGAUUGAAUGAAAUAACGUUAGCUUGCCAUAGCCAGCGGAAACGAGCCAGUUAACAGGGAUAACGCAAAUUUAUCCUCCAGCACCAUCCAGCUAAUCUAGCAUAUGCUAUUUGAGCUAACGUAGCCACCCACAGGCAUACCGCGAGCUUCGUCAGCAACACUGAAUAAUAUAGGUGUAGCGAGCAACUGGAAUUGCUGAAAAGCUAGCUACUACUAAACGUCAAGUUGGCCAUCUUCGACUCCAGUCCGGUGUAAAGGCUGAGCAUAGUGAGCAACGUCAGAUACCGUUAAGGCCGGAGUGAGGACAAAUCUGCAAACAUGCCGGCUGUGUCGAAAGGAGAUGGAAUGCGCGGAUUAGCAGUUUUCAUUUCUGACAUAAGAAACUGUAAGAGCAAGGAAGCUGAGAUCAAACGGAUCAAUAAAGAGCUGGCCAACAUUCGCUCCAAGUUUAAAGGGGACAAGGCUCUUGAUGGCUACAGCAAGAAGAAAUAUGUCUGCAAGCUGCUCUUCAUCUUCCUGCUCGGCCAUGACAUUGAUUUCGGACACAUGGAGGCAGUCAACCUACUGAGCUCCAAUAAGUACACGGAGAAACAGAUUGGUUACCUGUUCAUUUCAGUGCUGGUUAACAGCAACAGUGAGCUGAUUCGUCUGAUCAACAACGCCAUCAAGAAUGACCUCUCCAGUCGCAACCCCACCUUCAUGUGCCUGGCCCUUCACUGUAUUGCUAACGUGGGCAGCCGUGAGAUGGCUGAGGCUUUUGCCAGUGAGAUCCCUCGGAUCCUGGUGGCCGGGGACACCAUGGACAGUGUGAAGCAGUCUGCUGCCCUGUGUCUGCUGCGCCUCUAUAAGACCUCUCCUGACCUGGUUCUGAUGGGGGAGUGGACCUCCCGCGUGGUGCACCUGCUCAAUGACCAACACAUGGGUGUGGUGACAGCAGCCAUUUCCCUCAUCACCUGUCUGAGCCAGAAGAAUCCGGAUGAGUUCAAGACCUGCGUUUCUCUGGCCGUUUCCCGACUUAGCAGGAUUGUGUCUUCAGCCUCCACUGACCUGCAGGACUACACUUACUACUUUGUCCCGGCACCCUGGCUCUCCUGCAAGCUGCUGCGCCUACUGCAGUGCUACCCUCCACCAGAAGAUGGUGCUGUCAAGGGUCGUCUGGUAGAAUGUCUGGAGACCAUCCUGAAUAAGGCACAGGAGCCACCCAAGUCCAAGAAGGUGCAACACUCCAAUGCCAAGAAUGCCAUCCUGUUUGAGGCUAUCUCACUGAUCAUACACUAUGACAGCGAGCCCAACUUGCUGGUGCGAGCCUGUAAUCAGCUGGGCCAGUUCCUGCAGCACAGGGAGACCAACCUGCGCUACCUCGCUCUGGAGAGCAUGUGCACCUUGGCCAGCUCUGAGUUCUCCCAUGAAGCCGUCAAGACACACAUCGAGACCGUCAUCAACGCCCUCAAGACUGAGAGGGAUGUGAGUGUUCGACAGAGGGCCGCUGAUCUGCUGUAUGCCAUGUGUGAUCGCAGCAAUGCCAAGCAGAUCGUAGCUGAGAUGCUCAGCUACCUGGAGACAGCAGACUACUCAAUCAGAGAGGAGAUGGUGCUAAAAGUAGCCAUACUGGCGGAGAAAUAUGCCGUGGAUUACUCCUGGUACGUGGACACCAUUCUCAACCUGAUACGCAUAGCUGGAGACUACGUCAGCGAAGAGGUGUGGUAUCGCGUCAUUCAGAUCGUCAUCAAUCGAGACGAUGUGCAGGGCUACGCUGCCAAGACGGUCUUUGAGGCCCUGCAGGCCCCUGCCUGUCAUGAGAACAUGGUGAAGGUUGGAGGCUACAUUCUGGGAGAGUUUGGAAACCUUAUUGCUGGGGACCCACGCUCCAGCCCCCUGGUGCAGUUCAACCUUCUCCACUCCAAGUUCCACCUGUGUUCCGUACCGACCCGCGCCCUUCUGCUGUCAGCUUACAUCAAGUUCAUCAACCUGUUCCCGGAGACCAAGGCCACCAUCCAGGAGGUGCUGCGCUGCGACAGCCAGAUCCGCAACUCAGACGUGGAGCUGCAGCAGCGUGCUGUCGAGUAUCUGAAGCUUUCUUCCAUCGCUAGCACAGAUGUCCUGGCCACGGUCCUGGAAGAGAUGCCUCCCUUCCCAGAGAGGGAGUCAUCAAUCUUGGCUAAGCUGAAGAAGAAGAAGGGGCCCGGUGCUGUUUCCGUUCCAGAUCUGGAAGACAGCAAACGGGAGGGUGGGGAGUUGAAUGGAGGGGGUGAGCGUGGGCCAGACACAACAGCCAUGGCUUCCUCCAAUGCUUCCACCCCGUCACCAUCAGCAGACCUCCUUGGGAUUCGUUCUGCUGCUCCUGUAGGUGCUGCUCCAGCCAGCGCCGGCAGUCUAUUGGUGGAUGUGUUCUCUGAGGCAGGGCCUGCUGCCCCUUCUGCUGCUGUCAAUGAUGACGGCUUCCUAAGAGAUCUGGAACAGCCCACUGAGACCUCUGACUCCCUAUUGGUGGAGGGUUCUGGUGACUCGGACUCUGCUCCUCCCUCUGAGGAUCCUGCUCCUCCUCUGCCUGAGGCAGACGAUCUUCUUAACAAGUUUGUGUGCAAGAACAAUGGGGUUCUGUUUGAGAAUCAGCUUCUACAGAUUGGCAUCAAGUCAGAGUAUCGUCAAAAUCUGGGGAGAAUGUACUUAUUCUACGGUAACAAGACUUCAGUGCAGUUUGCCAGCUUCACCACCACCACCAGCUGUCCCGGGGAGCUGCAGUCUCAGCUCAACGUUCAGACCAAACCCGUAGAACCAGUGGUCGAGGGGGGGGCCCAGAUCCAACAGGUCCUCAACAUAGAGUGUCUGACGGACUUCUCUGACGCUCCACUGCUCAACAUCAAGUUCAGGUAUGGGGGAGCUCUGCAGAACCUGACCCUAAAGCUGCCUGUCACCAUCAACAAGUUCUUCCAGCCCACUGAGAUGACUUCACACGACUUCUUCCAGCGCUGGAAACAGCUCAGCCAACCACAACAAGAAGCACAGAAGAUAUUCAAGGCUAACCACGGCAUGGACACAGAAGUUCUUAAGGCAAAGCUCCUGGGACUGGGAUCGGCCCUGCUGGAAGACGUGGAUCCCAACCCAGAGAAUUAUGUGUGUGCAGGAGUGAUACAGACCAAGGGCCAGCAGGUGGGCUGUCUGCUCAGACUGGAGCCCAACAGCCAGGCACAGAUGUACCGCCUGACUCUGCGCUGCAGUAAGGAGUCUGUCUCCAAGCGUCUGUGCGAGCUGCUGGCCGAACAGUUCUAGAGUCCAGACGCCCCGUCCCCCCUGUCACCAGUCCUCCCACCAUCCCCACCAGCGACCUCUCCUUCCUCAAACAAAUAAUCUUUGAGUAAAAAAAGGUGUAACCUACAUAAGGGAAGAUGCAGCCACUGUCAGCAGCAGCGGCAAUAUUACUGUCAUUAUUUUUGUCCCAGAUUCUGAUUCCAGUUCUCUCUGUGUGUGUGUGUGUGUGUGUGUGUGUGUGUGUGUGUGUGUGUGUGUGUGUGUGUGUGUGUGUGUGUGUGUGUGUGUGUGUGUGUGUGUGUGUGUGUGUGUGUGUGUGUGUGUGUGUGUGUGUGUGUGUGUGUGUGUGUGUGUGUGUGUGUGUGUGUGUGUGUGUGUGUGUGUGUGUGUGUGUGUGUGUGUGUGUGUGUGUGUGUAAGAGUCCACAUUUGAAUUGGUAGAGCAUUCCUUAAAUAAAUAGGUGAGGCUGUUUAUUACAUACACACUCAUAUCCUCUCACACACACUAGUAUAAGCCUCCUUGUGGUUCUGGUGGAAACACUAAUGAAGUGAGACCUGAGGGUCCAGAACCCUGCCGCUGCCCGCUCAUUUCCGUCAAGCAUUCCCAGUGAAAAUGCACUUAAGGCCCCCCCCCCCCCCCCCCCAUGAUAAUUCCUCUUCCUGUCAGCCCUGUGAUGAGUCAUUUCAAAGAGUCAGUACACUUGUUUAUGUUGUUGAUGUGUAUGUAAAUAUGUGCCAGUGUAUUAUUUUAUGGCUUUCUGAAACAUUCCCAUGUUGCUUGUGUAAAAUGCGUGUGAUUAACCACAGAGGGGGCUGUAGGGCUGAGGAUCAGUCUGUUGGACUCUCAGUGGCUCAUCAGCUGUCCGUGGGAAGCUUAGCAAGUCUUCUCUUGUAAAACUGGAACAUUCUUUCUGAGAACACCUUAGAAAAAACACAUUUCACUUUAGUGCGGCUUGCCCAAUUAUGUUUUUGAAGUGUUUUUGUCCUAUACGACAUGCAAAGGUGAUAUUUAUCUUUCAUAGUAAGCAUCUUAAAGCAGCAUGCUUUAGAGAGAGAGAAGACUUCAAUGUGUGGUUAAGUUUCCCACCUCUGAUUAAGCGCAGAUAUAUCAGUCUUAAGGAUUUGUCUUCAUGAAGAAGUGUAAAGCCUAACCUAUGAUCCCAAUAAGGCACACAGAGAUGAGUCAUGAUAACUUAAAGAAUAUAACCGUGUUCAUCAGGCAGAGAUGUUUCAACAGAGGCUGCUAAACGCAAAACUUAUAUGAGCCAUUUCAAUCCCAAACUAGGCAGAUGGAUCUGUCGGAUAUACAUACACACAUACCGCAUCUAAAGAAGACACCACUACAUUAAACUAGAACAGUAGCCCACAGCUGGAAUUUUUCCUGGGCUUCCUCUUCCGCAGAAGCACUGAGGUUGUAGGGGAGGUUAUGAUGUAAGCACCUACAGGGGACUCAGAAUGUGUGUUUGUGUGCAUGUGGCUGUGAGCAGGUAAGAAAAAACCCUUCAGUCAUUGCUUAUACGUGGUCACAUUACAUUCGUUGGCUGCGCGGCCAUCACAGGACAUUGAACUUCGUAGUGGAAAAUAUAGUCAUUUUGUCAUUCUGUGAGUGUAUGUGUGUGUGUGUGUAUGCAGUACUCACUAGCUAAUGCAGCCUCAUGUAUCGGUGUUAAGAACCUGUCCAAUUCCUGUGUUAGAAUUAAGAUUUACUCUGUAAUGAAAAAAUGUGAAAGUAAAACUAUGCCAUAUAUCCAA